GCAAAAAAAAAAAGAGGGAGUCUGAGAUGUUUAUAAGUGUGAAGGUGGAGCCUGCUUGUCAUUCCUUCAGACGCUUGUAAAUCCUUGUGUCAGAUCAUGGACUGCGUGCAGCAGAAAACACACGACCCUUAUGCUACUGUUGAGAGCCGGUGCCAACUGAAGCUGGUCAACUAUGAGGCUCCCGAGAACCACAUUUCCCAUGAGACGGAGGGGCUCAGCAGAAAGCACCUGGUUGUGCGACGAGGGGAACCGUUCAAAAUCACCCUGAUGUUUGGUGACCGGCCGUGGAAUCCUCAUAUCGAGAGCCUGGUCCUGGAGGUUUGGCUAGGGGAUGUGUCAGAGAAUAUCAGAGUCCAGUUCUCCGACGAGUGGUCCGACCCUUUAAGAUGGUCAGCCAAAAUCUACCGAAGCGACAUGCAUCCUCAGUCAGUCACGGUCCACAUCUGCUCCCCGGUCCUUUCCGCAGUGGCUCUUUAUAAACUCCUUCUCCACAUAGAAACCAGACGGACCAGAAGGAGCUACCUAGUGGGAACAUUUGUCCUGCUCUGCAACCCCUGGCUGAAAGACGACCCGGUGUACAUGCCCCUGGGUGUCCAAACACAAGAGUACAUUAAAAGUGACUACGGGAUGCUGUACAUGGGCACUCCUCUCAACAUCAGUAGCCAACCCUGGUCGUUCGGUCAGUAUGAGCCUGGGGUCCUGGAGGCAUGUCUGCAGCUCCUACAGGUCAGCCCACAGCACCUGAGGGACAAAAACGAAGACUACGCUCUGCGAGCAGACCCUGUGUACCUCAGCAGGACGCUCUGCGCUAUGGUAAACUGUAAUGACGACCUGGGGAUUUUGAUGGGGAAGUGGCAGGGCAGCUAUAAAGAUGGCGUCAAGCCUACAGAGUGGAGCAGCAGCGCUGACAUCCUUCACCAAUGGUUCACAUCCAGCUGCAAGCCUGUGCGCUACGGACAGUGCUGGGUCUUUGCUUCUGUCCUCUGCACAGUGAUGAGAGUGCUGGGGAUUCCCUCCAGGGUGGUGACAGUUUUUAACGCAGCCCAUGACGGUGAUGGCAGCUUGUCAGUCGAAGAAUAUUACACGAGCACAGGGGAAAAGCUUAACCUGUCAAAGGACAGCGUUUGGAACUUCCAUGUGUGGGUGGAGUGCUGGAUGAGGAGACCAGACCUCGGCUCUGGGUUUGACGGCUGGCAGGUGGUGGACCCGACACCCCAGGAGAAGAGUGCAGGGAUAUACUGCUGUGGCCCUUGCCCUGUUGUUGCCAUCCAGCAACGUUACCUGGGCGCCUUCUACGACACCGGCUUUAUCAGUGCUUCAGUUGAUGCUGACAUCAUACGUCUGAUUGUGAAUGAUGGACUGGUGGUUGGGAGGACGGUGGACACUGAGGCAGUGGGACAGCUGAUCUACACCAAGAGCAUCGGCUCAGACCGACCAGAGAAUCUGACAGCUGUGUAUAAGAGCAAGAAAAGAGUUCAACCAACAAGAGCUGUAAGAUGCACACCAAGAAGUGAGCGGCAAACUGACACAGUGAUGAUGAACAUGUGCAGUGUGGCGGUUGGUGGCCCGAUGCAGUCCAGCCAACUGCAGGAUGGAGCAGUGGCGUAUUGUAGCUCAAUGCAGUCCAGCCAACUGCAGGAUGGAGCAGUGGCGUAUUGUAGCUCAAUGCAGUCCAGCCAACUGCAGGAUGGAGCAGCAGGGUUUCCAGAAGGAUUGUCACAAGGUUUGGAGGUGUCCCUCAACAUAGAUGGGGUGCCAUCAGUGGGCAACAGUAUCGUCAUGUGUGUGACUCUCACAAACCAGUCAAGCAGCCCCAGAGUCGUGAUGGAACACCUCAACGCUCAGGUCAAAGAAUUUAACGGAAGCCCACAAGAGAGCUUCUGGAAAACACACAAAAAGAUACAUAUAAAGGCCGGGGAAGUUUUGAAGCUUAAGCACACUAUCCCCACCUCUGAGUACGAGGCGUACCUGGCAGGUGAUGACAUUGUGAACGUUGCCGUGGUGAUAAAAGACUUAAAGACCAACGAGAGCAUCCUGGCUGCACAGGAGUUCAACAUAAGUUCACCUCAGAUAGCAAUAGAGAUCGACGGAGGGGACACUAUCAAGCUGAAGGACGAGCACACUGCUCAGGUUUCCUUCAUCAACACGUUUCCCAAAACUCUGAAUGGAGCCGUGCUGACUGUAGAGGGAUCGGGUCUGUUAAAGGGCAAACACCAGGCCAGCCUCGUUUUUCUGAAGCCUGGAGAGAAGAUAGAGAAGCAGGUGUCCAUUGUGGCCUCUUCACCUGGGACGAAAGUACUGAUGGCCACUUUCUCACACAGCAACAGCCCCGGUGUUGUUUCCAGAAACUUCCACAGAGUGUCCGUCAUGACCGACUGACACUGAAGAGGGCAUCCUCCCAAAAGCAUCAACAGCAAGAAACAGAAACAAGCUUUUUUAUUUUUAAUAACUUUGUAAUUGUAACAAACCUUCAACAAAGACGACAUCUACAUCCAUUCUUAACAACGGAUGAAGUUUAACCAUACUUGAUUUUGUGUUUUUAUAAAUGAAUGUUUAAUAUAGGAAAUAAAACACUGUCAUCUGUCUAGUUUAAGUCUUCCACAUUCUAAAACGCUAAAACACUAAACACAGCAUGAUGUGUGUGAAAAUAGGCAGAAAACUCUUUUUUUCAAGCUAUUAUUUCAUCUCGUACAUGUUAUGACCCAGCUUGUUGGGGGGAAAGGGAAGUAACAUAAAACUAGAUUUUUUUGGUACAUUAAAGAUAUGUAUUAACAAAAAGGUAAAAGAAAAUGUGUAUAUGAAACAGUAUAAAGAACACUUCUGUCCUCAUGUGACCUUAAAAUAAAACGUUAUCACAACGAUCGGAUUGAGA
Labrus mixtus (cuckoo wrasse) is the source of this 2872-nucleotide messenger RNA. RefSeq names its product protein-glutamine gamma-glutamyltransferase 2-like. Bases 97 to 2379 code for a protein of 760 amino acids. Gene Ontology annotation, biological process: peptide cross-linking. Lineage: Eukaryota; Metazoa; Chordata; Actinopteri; Labriformes; Labridae. The transcript has 18 exons. The record is from RefSeq and is a predicted model, not a curated record. Gene Ontology annotation, molecular function: protein-glutamine gamma-glutamyltransferase activity.